Messenger RNA from Melospiza melodia melodia, 2526 nucleotides. RefSeq names its product RecQ mediated genome instability 1 (gene RMI1). Bases 250 to 2133 code for a protein of 627 amino acids. Gene Ontology annotation, cellular component: RecQ family helicase-topoisomerase III complex; nuclear body. Gene Ontology annotation, biological process: resolution of meiotic recombination intermediates; double-strand break repair via homologous recombination. Gene Ontology annotation, molecular function: nucleotide binding. Lineage: Eukaryota; Metazoa; Chordata; Aves; Passeriformes; Passerellidae. The record is from RefSeq and is a predicted model, not a curated record. The transcript is spliced from 2 exons.
UUGUGCGUGCCGCCCGGCGCCGGCUGUGGCGAGACUCUCGCGAUGAUUCGACGCGCGCCUCCCAUUGGCUAUUGGGUGCUCGCGGCGGAUUCGGGGAGCGCGGGCUUGGGCGCAGCCCCGUCCCUCAGGCCGGCGGCAGCCGCGGCCGCCCCGCCACCACCGCUCGCUCGCUCACCCGCCCCGGUGAGUUGGAGCUCCCGGCCCCUCCGAGGAGCUGCAAGGGAAUUCAGUAUCUGACCAUAAAAGAAAAUGUCUCCAUCUAGCAUUGUAGCAAGAGUGGAAGCCUGGCUUUCAUCCACAUGGCACGUGAAAGUUCCUUUAACAUGGCUGGAAGCAUGUAUUAAUUGGAUCCAGGAAGAAAACAGUGGUAGUAAUUUAAGUCAAGCUCAGAUUAACAAGCAGGUAUUUGAGCAAUGGCUUCUUACUGAUCUGAGAGACUUGGAAUAUCCCAUUUUGCCUAACUGCAUCUUGAAUACUCCCAAGGGAGAGUUAUCAGGCUGCUUCUCGGUACAGAUUGAUUCACUGGUGGAUGUUAGCCAGCCAGCAUAUUCUCAGUUGCAGAAGCUAAGAGGGAAAAGCACUGUAAAUGAAGAAGUGACAGCCAGUACUCAGACAUUUCAGAAGCCCUGGGAAGCAAAGCCGACUCGAAUGCUGAUGCUACAAUUAACAGAUGGCGUACAUCAAAUUCAGGGCAUGGAGUAUCAACCAGUGCCCGUUCUCUGCAGUAGUCUUCCUCCUGGAACAAAAAUCACUGUACAGGGCAAUAUUGUAUAUCGUCUCGGAGUUCUUCUGCUUAAACCAGAAAAUGUGAAACUGUUGGGCGGUGAAGUUGAUAGUCUUCUUGAGGAUUAUUGUCAGGAAAGAGUCCUUGCUAGAUUAAUUGGAGAAGCUGAAAAUCCUAAUUCUGUUGGACAAGCUGGACAUGAACAGAUUUUUUCAAGGCCUGUGGAUGAGUUAGAACAAACUCUUGGCCCUUCAGAUGAAGAGCUUUUAGCCAGCCUUGAUGAAAAUAAUGAAUUUACUUUAAACAACAGAACAUCUUUAGAAAGUGGAUACUGUAGUAGAAGCAACAAUUUUAAUACUGCCUCAGGUUCACUGAGUGCACAUAAUGGAAAUGUUUUGCCACAAAAAUCUGGGAGUCCUUUGCCUCAGUCAGAUGAACAAGUUUCACCUCCCAUGGAAUAUGCUGAUGGCUUUUUAAAUGACUUUCCUUUAGAAGAUGACUUUCUUCUGGAAGAAGAGAUGCAAAGAGAGAUGGAAGAUGUGCCACCAGUGGAGAUGAACGGAAACAUGGGUUUAAUUACUGGCAGACUUCCACAUACAUCUAGAAACUCCUGCAGUUCAUCUUUAAAUAGCACUGGUGAAGAAGACCAUGUGAAUGAAAGAGAUAAGCCCAGGGAAGCUAUCAGCAAUGAAAAGAACAUGAGAAGAACGAUAUUUGAUGAAGAUGGAAAUAACGUUAGUAACAUUUUGCCGCACAAGGGCUUACAUCAGACCUGCAGUUCAUCAGCAUUUUCUUUGGAAACUCCUCCUGAAGAGGAGCAGAAUUAUACAGACCUAGAUGAGAGCAGAUGUAAACACCAACACACUUCUGACAGCAGGGUAUUAAAUGAUGAUCCUGUAUUUUCCUUAAAAAUGGAUCCAGAAGGAGAUCAGCAAAGACAUGAUUCACAGACCUUUCCUUGCAAGGCAGUAGAGACACAUUUAGAUUUAGAUUCUCCACCUUUCACAUAUAUUUCCCUUCUCCUUGCAAAAAACCCAGAAACUGUUACAAUUCUGAAAGUUAAAUGUUUUAUUGUCACUCUCACCGGAAACCUCACAAAAAGCAAUGGGUCCUGGGGUAUAAAGGCAAAAAUUUCUGAUGGUUCUGCUUAUCUUGAAGUAGAUUUUGCUGAUGAUAUUCUAACAAGUUUCAUUGGCUUUUCAGUGCCUGAAAUUAAUAAGCUGAAAAAGGAUCCUGCUUUACGUCUAAAACUUAAGGAUGGUUUAGAGAAAUGUCAAAAACAGCUGAUAGAUCUUUGUUGUUUGAUGACCAUUGAGUUUAAUCCAUUUCAGUCUAAAGCUACUGUAUUAAUUCUCCAGGAUCCUGAUGCUAGGCAUCUAGAACAAUUGAAGAAACGUUUGAAUAAAUAAUAUGUGCAAAAUUCCAGACUAUAGAUUAGGAAAUGUUAAAGUCAGAUUUCCCUUGAAGAACUCUUGGAAGUUAAACUUCGAGUUAAGUGGUGUGUCUUUUAUCAGGAAUUAUAAUGUAAAAGUGACAAAGAGAUGACUCAUGGGAGCAAAACUGGGCAGAUUGCUUUGUGUGGUGACAGUAUUGGAAAAAGAUUUUGAAUAUUUGUGUCUUGACUUUCUCAUUCUGCAAAAUCCUGCGCAUUCUAGACUGGCAAUCUUGAGUAGCAGAAUUUGUCACUAAAUGUAUAACAAUGAACAAACCAUCUUGUUAUUUUACUUUUGCAGGCACUUACCUGAUUUUUAAAAGAAAGGUGCAGGAGACUCUCAGUUUUAAUAAAUUUAAAUCAAGUACAA